Plutella xylostella (diamondback moth) is the source of this 1909-nucleotide messenger RNA. RefSeq lists its product as uncharacterized. Lineage: Eukaryota; Metazoa; Arthropoda; Insecta; Lepidoptera; Plutellidae. Gene Ontology annotation, biological process: regulation of cytoskeleton organization. The record is from RefSeq and is a predicted model, not a curated record. Gene Ontology annotation, molecular function: microtubule binding. Gene Ontology annotation, cellular component: axoneme.
AAAAAAAACCACAAACCACCCUGACAUUCCCUGUAAACACGAUGUGAAAACUGAAAUUUGUGUUGACACCGCAAAACUCUGAAAUUUACCCACGAAACCGGCACGAAACUGUAAAUAAAUACGCAAUAAUGACAAACUUCCAGUCCCCUAUUCCCGUGUCCGAGAUAGAGUCGGUGCUGGCGUGGGUGGACUCCUUCAAGCUGUCCCGGACCACCAGGAAGAUCAAUAGGGACUUCUCUGAUGCUGUCCUGCUAGCAGAGAUGCUGAGCGUCCACUAUCCGAAGCUCAUCGACAUGCACAACUACCCGGCCCGGAAUAGCCACGCGCUCAAACUUAACAACUGGAUGACUCUCAAUAGAAAGGUGCUCAAAAAGCUGAAACUAAACCUGUGCUACGCCACCAUGGAACAGCUAGCCAACGCCACACCCAACAUUAUUGAGCGAGUCCUUAUUAUGGUCCGUGAGAAGAUCCUCCGUGAUGAGGAAGCGAGCCGGGCCAAGGAGGAGCAGAACCUGUCGAGUGGAGGCAGCUACCACGAGGCUCUGGGGGAUGACCCGAACGUGCUCCUCGUGCCAGUGAAGAACCGUGUGAACGGAGUCCUGGAGACGGUGCAGCUGAAGGUGAUCGGCUACAACCAGUAUCUGGCGGUGGCGCGAGAGCUGGCAGAGGCCAGGGAGGGUGCUGACCUGCUGAAACAGAAGGUUGAACAGUUAGACACAUUAUUGAAAGUAAAAGACGAGAGAAUAGAAGAAUUGCAAAAGCAACUUGAAAGAAAAACAGCAAGACGCAAAGAAAUAGAAGCUUUAACAAAUAAAAAGUUAGAUGAUGUUGAACAUUCAGAAAAGUCCAGCUUUUCAAUACCAGAAGUAGAAAAAUCAUCGAAAUCUAAAAUAUCUUUGACUAAUGAGGGUAGAAUAAUGAAUGAAACACCUUUGUUGAAGAAAGUGUCUUCUAUUGCUAAACCGACUAAUGUAGCUGAAAGGACAUCGAAACAAUCAGUAACCAAACUUCCAGAAUGUACAUCAAGAAAGAGUAUUAGUCCUAUCAUAGAACCGAAAGCAUCUAUAAAGAAUAUCGAUAAUACCACUAAAAAUAUUAGUCCCAUAGAAGCAGAAUAUAUACCGACUGUUGCUGACAUCAAAAAGAGUUUUACAAAAGCACCAGUUGAUGUCAAGUUAAGUAUGACAAAACCAAUAGCUGAAGCUAGGGUUAGUGUAACAAAACCAUCUGUAGAGAUGAAGCCCAGCGCUACGGCCCCUGUAGUUGACAUAAAGAAAAGUAAAACAGAAUCGCAUUUAGAAGUUAAAAUUGACAAUCAGAUCCUUAAUGAUCCACCAACUGUCCCAGCACCGAGUGGAAUGAUUUCAAAUACGCCCGCUUCAACACUAAUUUACGUCAACGAUCUUACAAAUAAAUCCGAGAGGAUGUUUCCUUUCCUUCCAAAGGGUAGUUACGAGAUUACAAAACCAGCUGCGGUGCCUGCCAAUAUCCCAGAAGUUAAAGAAAGUAUACAACCAGAGGUGGACAGAGUCAAAUCUGAUGUGUUUGAGGAGGCCGACCAAGACCAUCAUUCAAUAGAUGAAGAAAAUUAUGAAGACAGUGAGAACGAUUUCGAUAACGUGGUCACCGUUGAACAGACUAUAAGAAAAGAAAUCAAUGAUAUUUCAAAUAACAUGGGGCAGUUACAAGAAAGCAAAAGUAAGGCUGAAGUUUUGGUUGUUGCUAACCCACCAGAGUGAGAAAGCCUCCAAUUAAAUAAGAACGGAAUAGAUUGGACUACGAAGCUAGUCAAAGCCGACGACUUAGAUAGAUUUUGAAGAUACUUUAUAGUGUUUACAUGUAGGAUUAAAAGUCUUAUUAGUUUUUAAAAACAUUUACUUAUAAUUUGGAAAUAUACAAAAGGGAAUGA